Messenger RNA from Malus domestica (apple), 2031 nucleotides. RefSeq names its product scarecrow-like protein 32. NCBI's taxonomy places the organism in Eukaryota, Viridiplantae, Streptophyta, Magnoliopsida, Rosales, Rosaceae. Gene Ontology annotation, biological process: regulation of DNA-templated transcription. Gene Ontology annotation, molecular function: sequence-specific DNA binding; DNA-binding transcription factor activity. Gene Ontology annotation, cellular component: nucleus. The record is from RefSeq and is a predicted model, not a curated record.
UAUAUGGUUUCCAGUAGCAGAUGAGCUAUAGCUCUCAACUCUUUGCUUCUGUGCAUGUCUCAGAGACAGAAACACACCUAAUACACAAAAGCCAUGGACAGCUUUCCAUUAGCCAAAUACCUCCCAUAUUUCUCUUGAACCUAGAAACUCGCAUAUACCAACAAGAUAAAACCCUAGCUCUUCAUCAAUCCCAUCCACCGAUCUUCGCCGGACGCUUGUCUGACACCCCAAGUAUCUCUUUCCCCUCUUCCUCCCCCCUGAAACUCCUAAUUUGUCACAUACCUCCAAUAAUCAGCAGCCAUGAAAACUGAAGUUCGAGGAAGCAUUACCUCCAUUUCUCUCCAAAAUCCAAGUACUGCUCUCUUCAACACCUCUCAGGGCACGUCCCUCACCGGUGCGCUUACCGGGUGUCUCGGAAGCCUCGACGGGGCAUGUAUUGAGAAGCUACUACUUCACUGUGCAAGUGCCCUAGAGAGCAAUGAUGUGACCUUGGCUCAACAAGUGAUGUGGGUGCUCAACAAUGUUGCCUCUUCUGUUGGUGACCCUAACCAAAGGCUCACCUCAUGGAUCUUGAGGGCACUAAUUUCAAGAGCCUCAAAGGUUUGCCCUACACCUAUGAAUUUUAAUGGAAGCAGUAGCACUAGUACCAUUCCGAGUAGGUUGAUGUCGGUGACCGAGCUAGCCGGGUAUGUUGAUCUAAUCCCAUGGCACCGAUUCGGAUACUGUGCAUCAAAUAGUGCAAUUUUUAAGGCAAUUCAAGGGUGCCCAAAAGUUCAUAUCUUAGAUUUUAGCAUCACUCAUUGUAUGCAAUGGCCUACUUUAAUAGAUGCAUUGGCCAAAAGGCCUGAGGGUCCUCCUUUGCUUAGAGUCUCUGUGCCUAAUUGGAGGCCACAAGUCCCUCCUUUGCUCAAUGUUUCAAGCGAAGAAGUUGGUCUUCGUUUGGGGAAUUUCUCUAGGUUUAGAGAUGUCCCUUUUGAGUUCAAUGUGAUUGAAAACUCAUCCUCUUUGGAAUUGCUAGUUACCUCUGAAUUAAACCCUUCCUCACUAGACCUCCGGGAAGAUGAGGUUUUGGUUGUGAAUUGUCAAAAUUGGUUACGCUAUCUUUCCGAUGAGCCAGGUGGUACCCCUGGCCAUCAAGAUGGUUCGAUGCGCAACACUUUCCUUAACACGAUUAGAUCCCUUAACCCUAGAAUCAUAGUUGUGGUAGAUGAAGAUUCUGAUCUUAGUGCACCAAGUCUUACCUCAAGAAUAACAACUUGUUUUAAUUAUCUUUGGAUACCCUUUGAUUCCUUGGAUACAUUCUUGCCCAAAGAUAGUACCCAAAGGAUGGAUUAUGAAUCUGAUGUUGGUCACAAAAUUGAAAACAUUAUUGGUUUUGAAGGGCACAAAAGAAUAGAGAGGUUGGAGUCAGGUGUCACAAUGUCACAAAGAUUGAGAAACAUUGGUUUUUCAAGUACUAUAUUUUGUGAAGAGACUGCUAGGGAAGUGAAGGCCUUGCUAGAUGAACAUGCAAGUGGUUGGGGCAUGAAACGUGAAGAAGAUAUGUUGGUGCUCACAUGGAAGGGACACAACUCAGUUUUUGCCACAGCUUGGGUCCCAAAUCCAAAUGGGUUGCUAAUUGAGGAUUAACUCAGUGUUAAUUUGUGUGGCCUGAAGUGAUUUCCGUACUCUCGUUUACUCAUUCUACAUUCUCCUUGGUUUUGUCCCUUGAUUCUCUUAUGAGUGCAGAAAAAGAAACGAGGAGUGUGAAAACCAUUUCCUCUAUUAAACAUGUUACCAUGCCAGUGAAGUUACUGCAGUGGUCCAGGAGAUUAAAAGAGAGGCAAUGAAAUGACAAAGCUCUUCGUGGUUGCUUUUUCCUCUUCGUCAAAAAGCUGCAAAUGAGCACAAGACAAAAAGGAAAACGGCAGGCAUUUUGUGGAAAAAUAAAUUUCACGAGCACUUUGUAUUGAAGCUUUAGCUAGCUAUGAUCUAUCACAUGAAAGGCAAAAGAGAGACAUGUUCUUGUCUGUUGUAUUGCAUUAGACAAAA